Messenger RNA from Dentiscutata heterogama, 229 nucleotides. Lineage: Eukaryota; Fungi; Glomeromycota; Glomeromycetes; Diversisporales; Gigasporaceae. The record is from the annotation of a GenBank genome assembly.
GUACCGCCAAACUUUCUGAUUUUGGAUUUAGCAAAUUUGAGAAUGAAAAAACUAGACCAUUUGAUGGUAAUGGUCUGAGAACACAAGAAAACAAGGUUAAAUUUUUAAGAGAUUGUUAUGCAAAAACAUUCGAUCCCGAUGCAUAUCUCUCAAAUAAUGAGAUUGAAAAUAUUCAAGAAUUUAUUAGAAAUUUAUUACCAGGAAGUCAUUCUGAAGAAUUUAGUCAAGC